AUGUGUCAGUAGAUCUUUUAUAGGAUUGCGUGUUUUACCUUUUCUCUUUUGUUGCAGGUCAUAAUUUGUGAGGUUUGCUUUUUUAAAAAAAAAAAAAAAAAUCUUUGCAGCGUAUCAGCUUUUCAGCAUCCAUCCUCAAUACGGCCAGCGAGGGAGGAUGGAAUUUGUAGCAGAAAUAAAAAGAUGCAUUUUUUAGCGUAAUAUGUAUUUAGCUUACGUCCUUAAAGCUCCAUACUACUUCCAUCACACUUCUUGGAAAGGCGUCCCGCCGCCAGCGUUCAGCAGAAAAGCAGAGGAAGCGGCGUUUCGAUUACGAAUACCAAAGCCAUCACUUUCUUGUGCCCUUUCCUCCCACGAAUGUUGUGAGAGGGAAGAACCCCCCGCUGCUGCCCGCCCCUUCCAACCCCUCCGGCGCGGUGCUGAGCGGUGCUGAGCGGCUCCGGCAGAGCCAGGAGGUUUUUCAGACUGAGCUGUCUUUGCAUUGACUCGCUUACUGAGAGUGAUCGCUCUCUGUUUCUGCGAUGAAUGAAGGUUCAGAAGAUUCGUGAGUACAAGUUGUGACUGUCUGCAGUUUGGAAGAUUACCUCUGCAUCCACUUUCAACCUGACAAAACCUGCAUGUGAUUUAUGGGAUGGUGGCACACUUGUAAUGAAUUGGAGAGAAUAAGAGAGGGAGAGGAGCUACACAUCUUGCUGUCAUUCUGGAAUAUUGCUUGGAAUGCAAUAGCCUACUUCAGCCUGCUGCUGUUUUGUAUCGCAGGAAGUUUCUAAUCAUAAAUCUCAGGCAGGUGUCUUACAACAGUAAGUAUGUCUUCUCAAAUUGCAAGUUUUAUGUAGUAAAACCAAAGAAAGGGAAUGCUAAAAGAGAUUACUUUGGACAGCUCUCCGUGAAAUAUCUCUUUUAAGUAUGUGUCCUAUUUGUAUAUUCACGUUCAGGUAAGUGUCUGAAUAAGGACAUCUGUCUUGGCUGAGCUCAGGUUAUCAUGCCUCUAAGCUGUCUGUCUUGUCAGCAAAACUGAGGCACGGUUUUAGGAUUGGCUCUGCACUUGGUUGUUAACCUGCUGUUCAGACGAAUCUCAGAAGAGAUACUCCACACUGGUUUUAUUUAGUAAAGUUUCGCGUUUGUCUUUGAAAGAACAAUUGAAAAUGAGUUUCUUUAUCUUCUGCCCCUAGAUGGGAACAUGAACACUGUCAACUGGUACUUAUCUGUUCUGUAGGUGAAAACGUGAGGCAAAAUUGUAGACCUCAUUGUUUUCCAACAGGAUAAAAUUAGACACCAAGAUGUCUGAUCCAUCCACAUUCUGCUGUUCUGCUGAAGUGCAAGGGAAGAUUCUGUUAGCUGUGUUUCUUUAAGGUCCAGUCCUGCGAAGAUCAUACUGUUUGUGGAGAAGAAAAAGCACUGUCCUGCUCACUGGUAGGUGUUCACUGGCUUGGGAUCUAAGUCUAGAUGUUUCUAUAUGAUUGUCAGUUUACUCAGGAAUACAAAGGGCCUCUAGUGAACAUGAAAAUGGAGGGAGAAGACCGUGCAUUGCUUUCUGAAUUUGGAAUAAAACUUGCCAAAGAAAAUAUAGAUAUGUUGCCUGGCACAUAAAAAUACCUGGUAGAAUAAAAAUGAGUAACUUCCCAGUUGGAAGGCCUUCUUCAGUAACAGGCAUUAGUAAUACUGCUGUCAGUGCUCAGAGUGGUCUAUUUCACUGCAAUUGUGAUGAUCUGUGAAUCUGUUUUUCUUAGGCUUUCAGAACCAAGAAAAAAUCACUUUUUUUUUUUUUUUUUUUUUUUUUUCUGGAGAAGUGAGAAUUAACUCAAGGAAAUGACUCUGAUGAUAUUUUUAGUAAUGUUUAUCACCGAAUCUGCCACGGGUAAGUAUAAAUCCUCAUUUCAACCAUAGAACCUUUAAAAUAUUUGCCAAAUAUAUGACACCUUCUUGACAGUUGCUCAGAGUGGUGAAACUUUAGACCAGUUCCAGACUUGGAAAAUUUGGUCCAAAGUAACAAAAUUAUUAAAUAAAUAGAACCGAGUUGCUAUGUGGAAACACCUGAUUAUGUUGUAUGGGAACAUGGCUAUAUGGAGAGCCACAGCAAGAAAAAUGGUGAUCACGAUUCUUUUCGUGACAUUCAGAAGCGUAGUCAGAAUGGUUGCUAAAGAGAGAUAAUCUCUAGGACAAAGAGACUGAAGGCAUAUUUUGUUCUUGAAUAUUUGCACUAGACCAUGUUUCCUUUUCUGUAUUUUAUGACUUCCACGUGUAAAGGUACGUUUAGAAAAUUUGAUUAAAAAAGCAGACUUUGAGGCUAAAUUUUUCACAUAGAACCUUGUUCCAAGGGAAAUUUUCUAAAAAUAUAUGAAGUUUUUAAGAAAUCUUACCAUGUAACGAUUUAGUUUUAAUUAAGAAGAAAAUGUACAUGUUAAUUCAUAGGAUCUCCGCUUUUAUGGCAGUUGAUCAGUUCUGAGGAUUAGCCACCUUUGUCAAGUCAAUACAUUUUCCUUCCCCCUUCCAUUUGUGACAGCUGCUUUUUUAUAAAGUUCUACUGACUGUGCUCAUUGGAUUAGUACACUUAUGGACCCACAUGAAAGAAUCUUAUGGAAAUGUCCAUUUUUUAUCUUUCUAUACCUUCUAGUUUUGCUUGGGUAAGGUAGAAUGAAAACUUGGACAACUGAGUUCUCAGACUGAAAUAAAUUUUGCUGGAACAAAUAAAUACUGCCAAACUACUCUGCUAAAAGAAAGUAACUUUAUAAAAGACCUGCUACACAGCAAGUCACUUUAAAGUCAGGCUAAUGGCAUUUUAUGAAAGAGUAUCGAGCCUUCUUUUCCUUUUUUUUUUUUUUUUUUUUUUUUUUUUUUCUGAAGAGAAGCUGUGUCCCCUUCGUGCCUCCAUUGAUGUACUAGAAGGGGAAUAUUUUUUCCUUUGUUUCCCUGAGUCGAUGCUACGUUUUGAGACAGAAGGAUACACAAUAAACUGGUACAAAGAAAAUGCUGGAAGGCAGAAGCUGAUAAAGGAAACACAGAGAAUUAUUUCCCAAAUGAAUUUUCUGGAGUUUUGGCCAGCUGAACUCAGUGACUCUGGGAAUUACUCUGUCACUCACAGCAAUGGAAGACAAAAUUUCACAAUUCAGAAGUGGACCUUGAAUGUGCUUGAAAGGAAUAAAAGCAGCUGUUUCAACAAAAAUCAUUUGACAACCGAAAUUCAAAAUGCUGGGACAGGUCAUUCACUGAAAUGCAGUGAUUUGUCUGUCAAUGAAAAUGACAGUGUAACAUGGUACAAGGACUGUAAGAACUAUGAAAAUGAAACAGAACGGGAACUGGAUUUUAAAACCUUAACAGUUCAGCACUCUGGUAUAUAUACCUGUAAAAUUUUGAUCAGUCAUAAUGGAAGGAUAUACCACAGCACAAGUACAAUUAAGCUGGUAGUAGAAGAAGAUGCACCAGAGGCUGUCACUUUGGAGAUAGUUGGACGCGAUGAAGAAAUUGAAACAGAAAUAGGUAAAGAAGAGAUACUCAAUUGCACAGGUUUCUUGGGUUACGAUAUGCAAGAAGAUGCCAGCCUCUACUGGUUGAUUAAUGAAACAUUUCCAGAAAAAUGCUCAGAUAUCCCCAAGAAUGACCCUUUGAUAUGCGAAGAAGAGUUCAAAAAACUACAUUUGGGAAACAAGUUUUACGUCACAAGGCUACUACGGAUUAAAAAAGUAAGAGAUGAGGACUUGCAUCACAAUUUCACCUGUAAGCUGCAAGCUGAUGAAGCAGUGCAAAUAAAAAUAGUGAAAUUGAAGAAAGGAAACACCCGAGAUCUGCCAGUGCACCUAUUUACAACUGGAAUGAUUCUUGCUGUACUACUUCCAUGUGUUGUAAUAGCCAUGACAGUUGUCUGUGUGAUGUUCAGAGUAGACUUAGUUCUAUUUUACAGGAACAUAUGCAGAAGAGAUGACACUGCUGGAGAUGGAAAAGAAUAUGAUGCUUUUGUGUCUUAUCUGAAAGACUGUGCUUCUACUAGUGAAGAAGAGAGAGAAUUUGCUUUGAAGAUAUUACCAAUGAUACUAGAAGAAAAUUUUGGGUACAAGUUAUGUAUAUUUGAGAGAGAUGUCUCUCCUGGAGGAGCUGUUGUUGAUGAUAUCCAUUCAUUCAUUGAUAAAAGUCGAAGAUUAAUCAUUGUACUGAGCCAAAACUACAUUUCUGACACAGCCAUAUAUGAACUUGAGAGUGGACUACAUAAAGCACUAGUUGAAAGGAAAACUAAGAUCAUAUUAAUUGAAUAUAUGCCUAUAAGUGACUACAAUUUCUUGCCAGAAUCACUGUCUCUUUUACCAUCAAAGAGGGUUGUGAAGUGGAAAAAGGAUAAAUCUCUUCCCGUGAAUUCCAGGUUUUGGAAGAACCUUCGGUACCUGAUGCCAGCGAAACCUACCAAGUCAAACACCAAAGGGCACUGUAACAAUCUAGAUCUAGGCUCAGAAGGGACUCAACCAUGGACUGGGGGCUGUGACUGUAAUGCAGUCAUAUAGCAAUUAUGGAGACGGAAGAUGCUGCAGAAAAUUGUCAGUUUUGCUAAAUUCAAAUAGAAAACACAAACUGUGCUUAUUUUUGGGAGACAGUGCUCAUAAGAGGCCAAGUCUGAGAUAUAAGAAGAAUAUAAGAAAUGUCACAGUGGCUAAGAUGUUGUUAAUUCCAGUGCUAAAUGCUAUUCCAGAGACAGUUUCCUCAGUAGUCUACACAAGGAGCUGAACUCUGAUUCUGCAUAGGUCUUAACACCUGGCACCAAGAACAACACAUAAUCUUUUGGUUUCACAUUUUCCUUCUUGCAGAAUGACGUUAGUUAUACUUGCAUACUUCCUGAGACCCCUCAAUGAAUUUAUCAGUAUUUACAAAGUAUUAUGAUUUAGAUGCUCUCAGUUUUGUGUUUUGGUAUUUCCUAAGAAUCCUGCUUGGGUUCUGACCCAAAUGGCUCCUGCCCUAGGGAGCUUGGCAUAUAGGGUUUAGGCAACAUUGAGCAGAAAAGUCAAGUGAAAAGGGAGGCAAGGAAGGAUAGAAGGAAUCAGACGUUUAGUCAGGCUAACUGCAUUCACUCCUGAGUUGUGUGUGGUCUAGACAAGCUAAGUGGCAGUGAUUUGGAGGAAUGGUAAAGUCUGCUUUCAUCCUCUAAUUUAGCUGAGAAUACUGUAAAUUGUCAUUUUGGCAGAGAGAAGAGAGGAAUGGGAUAGAGCUAAUAGUACUUUGUCCAUGGACACCAAUAUCUACAUCAUAUCCUGAGCUACCUUCAGCUGAGAGCUGCAGAGGAUUUAUGCAAAAAUGAGCUCUUCAGUAUACAUACAUCUAUUCCUAACCCUUUAGAACAUUAGUACCUAGCAUUAUUUUCAAUAAUAAACCUAGCAAUGCCAUUCAAAAUCAUGAUCAUACUCUGUCACUAUUAGCUGCCUGGCAGAAGAUGACAAUCGGACAUAUAAGUUCCUGGAAACAAUGGAACUCUAUUUCCUCCUAAUACCAAUAGGGAACAAGUAUUGGAAAAUUAUUUUGGAAGAACUUCAGUCACUUUGCUAGGAGACCAUCAAGGCUCAUCCCACUCUCAUCACUGUCUUGUAUUCAACUAAUGCUAGUUCUGAGGAGAUAUAUCUUUGAUACUGACACUUAAUUCAUGCAGCUCUGUUAUCUUCUUGGUGCUCUUGAGAAUACAGUUGUAGUGAUGGAUGUUCCAACUGUCUCAGGAUUUAUGAGAAUGAAAUACCUUGUUGUUUUUCAAAUAUCCCCUAAUCACACAAAUGAGAAGGAAUAGAGGAAUAAGACAAGCAUUUUUGGUGUCCUUCAUAUCAGCUCCAAGAGGUCUCCCUAUUUCUGUCAUGCAACUAAAGAGCUGUCAAGCUGUGGUACUUAGGCAAAAGCCUUCCUCUGCCUUAAGCUUUUACCAAAGAGGGUUUCUACUGUGUAGAUAAGUGUGCCUUUAUAUUUCUAAAUCUUUCUCAAAGUUCAGUUCUUUUCCACCAGUGUUUCCUGUUUUAACAUUUAAUAUGUUUCCUUUUUAACAUUUUUCAGCAGGACUAAUGAUUGCCCCUACUUCAGAAAUGCCAGUGGUUGUACUGUGCAUUUCCAUUCCUUGGCCAUAAAACUAACAGAAAUGGUGGUAACCUUCCUGGUACUUAACCAAUAUGUUACAUUUGCUCCUCAGCCACAUUGUUUUUCAUAUGUUGUCAUCAACACAUUGCCUAACAACAUAAAUUGUCAAAUGUGAAUAUGAAGAGUGCACAGAGUUUAUUUAAAGCUCUGGACUGAGCCUGCCCUCUAAGAGAAUCAGCUAUUAUAAAGCAAGACUGGAUUUUCUGUGAACUCCCCCACCUCAGCUUGGAGAGGUGAUAUAGCUAAUACUCAUCUGCCCAUGCCUUGAUAAAAGGAGACAAAGGAAAUUAAGUCUAUGUUAAUGCCAGAUGUUGUUCUUAGUGCUCUUAUAUCCAGAAUUACUGACUUUAACCAGGGCUUGGAAAUACCUGCUUUCUGUUUGCCAAUCUCUAGAGAAAAGAAGCUGCUAAUGUGACUUUUAUAGACUGUAGUUGUGCUGAUUUGCCUAAUCAUGUAUAUGUCAAUUUACAAGUGACUUCACAUGAUAGUUGGUUGGAAGUAAUGGGUCAUUUCAGUGAUUUCUGUAGCAUUUCUGUUACAUUUUUUGCUCUUAAUAAAACUUUAUUUCCCCCUCCACGCAACAGUGGCUUCUGUUUUUGCUGCCGUUAGACAGCAGUAAGUGUCAAAAAUUGUACUUCUAGUAAGAAAAAUAAUGCAAGAAGCAAAAAUAUGGCUAGACCUGCUCUCCAUGAGCAAAAAAUAUCUCUUUUGUACUGUAAAAAAAUAAAAAUAAAAAUAAAAAUUAAAAAAAAAACAAACCUAAUCCAACCAAGUUUUUGGAAUAAUUAAUUUCCUAAAGAAGGAUGCAGAUGGGAUCAGUAAUGGGAGAUCUAUUGUAAGACAACAGUCUUGAAGAUUCUUGUCUUUCUUGUGCAUACUACAAC
Molecule: messenger RNA, 6977 nt
Organism: Cygnus olor (mute swan)
Lineage: Eukaryota; Metazoa; Chordata; Aves; Anseriformes; Anatidae
Gene: IL18R1
Product: interleukin 18 receptor 1
Exons: 11
Coding region: 2772-4490 (572 amino acids)
Biological process (GO): interleukin-18-mediated signaling pathway; positive regulation of type II interferon production
Molecular function (GO): interleukin-18 receptor activity; interleukin-18 binding; interleukin-1 receptor activity
Source: RefSeq, a predicted model, not a curated record